Messenger RNA from Wallemia ichthyophaga EXF-994, 1230 nucleotides. Its product is annotated as 26S protease regulatory subunit 6B. Bases 1 to 1230 code for a protein of 409 amino acids. Gene Ontology annotation, molecular function: proteasome-activating activity; ATP binding; ATP hydrolysis activity. The transcript is spliced from 2 exons. Lineage: Eukaryota; Fungi; Basidiomycota; Wallemiomycetes; Wallemiales; Wallemiaceae. Gene Ontology annotation, biological process: proteasome-mediated ubiquitin-dependent protein catabolic process. The record is from RefSeq and is a predicted model, not a curated record. Gene Ontology annotation, cellular component: proteasome regulatory particle, base subcomplex.
AUGGAAAUAAUCUCCAAGCAAGAUCCAACUUUUACAAACCAGGUCGAUGAGAUUACCACGCUUAAUAAAAAUCUCGUGAAUUCAAGUGAUUUGUACUUGAAAUUUCAUAGCCUCAAUAAGCAUUUGGAAUUCCUUGAGCUCCAGCAGGAUUAUAUAAAGGAUGAGCAGAGGCAUUUGAAGACUGAAUUGAUUAGAGCCCAAGAGGAAGUUAAGCGUAUUCAAUCAGUUCCACUCGUCAUUGGCCAGUUCUUAGAAGCCAUCGAUGAAAACACUGGCAUCGUUGGAUCUACAACUGGCUCAAAUUACAUUGUUAGAAUUCUCUCCACUCUCGACAGAGAACUUCUCAAACCAAACUCAUCCGUCGCCCUUCACCGUCACUCAAACGCACUCGUUGACAUUCUCCCUCCAGAAGCUGAUAGCUCCAUUUCUCUCCUCAGCGAUAACGAGAAACCUACUGAAUCUUACAUGGACAUUGGUGGUAUGGAUACCCAAAAGCAAGAGAUCCGAGAGGCUGUUGAAUUGCCGUUGACUCACUUUGACCUUUACAAGCAAAUUGGUAUUGAUCCUCCACGUGGUGUUCUCCUCUAUGGUCCUCCAGGCACUGGUAAAACCAUGCUUGUUAAAGCUGUCGCUCACCACACAACCGCCGCUUUCAUUCGUGUAAAUGGUUCUGAAUUCGUUCAAAAGUACCUCGGUGAAGGUCCUCGUAUGGUUAGAGAUGUUUUCAGACUCGCAAGGGAAAAUGCUCCUGCUAUCAUAUUUAUUGAUGAGAUUGAUGCUAUUGCAACAAAGCGUUUCGACGCUCAAACUGGCGCUGAUAGGGAAGUUCAACGUAUUCUUUUAGAAUUACUCAAUCAGAUGGAUGGUUUCGAUCAAGAUAGUAAUGUUAAAGUAAUCAUGGCCACUAACCGCGCAGAUACUCUCGAUCCUGCUCUCUUACGUCCAGGUAGAUUGGACAGAAAGAUUGAAUUCCCUGUGCCUUCAAGACGUGAAAAGCGUCUAAUCUACCAAACAAUCACCUCAAACAUGAACAUUGGAGCUGAUGUCGAUCUCGAAGACUUUGUGUCUAGACCUGAUAGGAUAUCGUGUGCUGAGAUAUCAUCCAUCUUGCAAGGCAGUGGAAUGAAUGCAAUCAGGAAUAACUCUUACGUCGUAUUGACGCCGCAUAUCGAAGAGGCUUACAGCUCAGUGGUGAAGAAGUCUGACGAUACACUAGAGUUCUAUAGGUAA